Messenger RNA from Neospora caninum, 13344 nucleotides. RefSeq names its product GF18580, related. Lineage: Eukaryota; Apicomplexa; Conoidasida; Eucoccidiorida; Sarcocystidae. Bases 1 to 13344 code for a protein of 4447 amino acids. The record is from RefSeq and is a predicted model, not a curated record. Gene Ontology annotation, biological process: microtubule-based movement. The transcript has 68 exons. Gene Ontology annotation, cellular component: dynein complex. Gene Ontology annotation, molecular function: dynein intermediate chain binding; dynein light intermediate chain binding; ATP binding.
AUGAGCGCAGGCGGCGGCGAGUCCGCCUCUCUCGUUAACAGGUCGGCCGGAAAGGACGUUUUGGACGCGGAGACGUGCGCUGCCUGGCUGAAGCCUCGGUUGCCGUUCUCAGCGUUUGACGCAGAAGAACACUGGUCACCGGCGUACAGCGAAUCGUUCCUGGCAUGGUGCCAAGGCGUGACGCAAAAGACACUUUUCGUGCAUUUUGACAAAGCUGAGCCAGCUGAUGGAGCACCUCAGCUUCUCUUCAGCCGUAACAGAAUCCCUCCUGACGUUCGGUCCGGACAAGUCAACGAGUUCGUCUUCUUCGCGAAGCGAACUUCCACCCCGCUUACCAAACUGAACUUGAACGAGCAGGUGUUUUUUUCCUGCAUCCGCGGGGACAUGCUAAAACAUUUGCUCACUCUCAUAAGCGGAGUCUAUGUUCCGUUCUCCAUGAAGGAGCACGGCUGGCCCGAAACCAUUCGCAAAGACUUCACGGGACAGCUGCAGCGGUUCCUGGCUACGGUAACCGAGACAGUCUACCAAGCCAAAGGCGCAACGUUGCUGUAUGUCCCGAUCGACGACUUGUCAGACUUGGAGGUAGCGCUGAAGGACAAGGAUCUCGUCCAGCGUUUGGAGGCAACCGUCAUCCACUGGACUCGCCAGAUCAAAGAAGUCAUGAUGGUUCAGUUCAAAAGUCCAGCUGUCCAGAGGAUCUUUGAGUUGCUGGAGCGCUCAAAAUCAACCUAUUUGAAACAAUUCAGAGUUGUCCAGGCGGACGUGCAGCAGGCGUCCUUGGAAGCCGAAGACAAUCUGAGAUUUCUUUCAGCUUUGGAAAGGCCGUCCGAGAAGCUGGCACAGGCGAAGCCCGAAGAAAUUCCCCCCAUUUUGCAACAGCUUCUGAACUUUGUCCGAAUGAUCUGGUCCACCUCUACAUACUACAAUACAUCCGACCGGAUAUCAGGGUUGUUGAGGAAGAUAUCCUCUGAAGUGAUCAAGCGGUGCCAGGCCGCGAUCGACCUCAGUUCGAUAUGGAGCGGCGUCGUCGACGAGGCCAUGAUGUCUCUGGAGCAGUCAAUAGAGUGCGGAAGAGCGUGGCAACGGCUCUACCAACCGAUGUGCAAACUCGUGAAGCGCCACAGUACUCAAGGUCGCCACUGGGACUUCCCUGAAGGCGCGGUUUUCGCAGAAAUCGACGCCUUUGUCCAGCGAUGCUGCGAUUUGCUGGAAGUCUGUGAGUGCCAGCAGCACUUCAACACACGCGCUCAGCAGAUCGUCCUGCCGAUGUUUGGCGGACUCCGUUUCAAAGAAGUGACGCGCAGCAUCUACGAAAUCGAGGACGCGUUCGCCAAGGCACUCCGCAAACUACGCGACCUGGACUAUUUUGUGCUCGACGUGAAAGCCGCACGGUGGCACGACGACUUCGCCGUUUUUAAAAACCAGGUGAAGGACCUCGAGUUCAUGUACAAGAAUGUCAUCACGUCAGCGUUAGAGGGCGUCCAGGCAGUCGACGCUGCCUGCCAGGUGUACGAUGCUUUCUACUUGCUGGCAAAGCGUACACGGAUCAAGAAAUUCCUGGAGAAGAAAAGUGCAGACGUGUGGAGUCUCUUCAUACAGGAGCUCGCUCUCGUCAAACGGCAGUUUGAGUGCAUUCGUAAAAACCAAACUCAGUCUCUUUCUAUCCCCUAUCAACAUCCGACACAUGCAGGACUCGGCCUCUGGACCCGCGGGCUGAUCAUGAAGAUUCAGAACCAGAUGGAUACCCUCGAUUCAAUGCACUACUUGCCUCCUUGUAGAGAGGCAGAAGUUGCACGGGAAAACUUCAGCGGCAUCCGCUCCAUGCUCGUUUCGUUCAUAGAGCAGUCUUUCGAGGAGUGGGCUGAAGGGCUGAACGCUCUUGAUGGCAACAAUGCGGCGCUGACCAAGAGCCUGGAACGCCCUUUGUUGAUCCGCGCUGACGCAAACAUUCUUGCACGUGGCAGGGGCGGUCAGUUGGAAAGUAACUUCGAUAAGAGUCUGCUCAAAAACCUCCAGGAGGCGUACUUUUGGCAGAAGAUGCAUAACCAAGGCAUUAAUCUGCCUUACGCAGCUCAUGAAAUGUUGCGGCAACGCGACAAAUUGAUGGCGCUUCGCGAGCAUGUUCUUCGCGUUGUCAGAGACUAUAAUCUGACCCUGGAGACCAUAGCGCCAGAUGAGCGUAGGCUCUUCCAGCACCACAUCAAGGCACUGGACAAGAAAAUUGCUCCGGGAAUUCAAAAGUUGACAUGGAACUCCAAAGGAAUCAAGGAGUUUUUCGUCCGAGACACGUGCCGAGAAUGUCAGGUUGUCUACGGCUUCGUCCGACGGUUUCAGACGAACCACCAAACGAUCUUGAGUCACUGCAAGAGCAUCUCCGAGUUGCAUUUUCUCUCCAUCGAUCGACGGAAAAUUUACGACGUCGAAGAGUUUCACCAGAAACAAGCUACCAAGAAAGUCGAGAUGGAAGCGUACUUAUCCGAAGCCCACGCAGCCAUCACUGCAGUUCUGCAAGACUCUCAGCGGCUGUUCGAAGACCAUCCUCCGGAGAUACAACGAGAGUGGAAACUGUAUGUGGAGAAGGUAGACAAAAGAGUCGGAGACGCUCUGAAGAAGGCAGUGCGUACAUCUCUACAGGAAUUGUCCAGGGUGCUGAACCCUGUCGACGGGAAAAACAGUACCGUCGACGUGGCGCCUCUCUUCAAAGUAAACGCCGUGCUCGACAGCCACAAUCGCAUGGAUUUCAAACCGACCAUGGCCGAUCUCAAAGAACUCCUCCAAGUUGUCUGCAAAGAUUUGUGUUUCACUUUGCACGUGGUCCCGCGUCUCUGGGAGUAUCUGCAGACGCUCAAGGAGAAAGACGAGACUGCCGAAGCCGAAAACCUCGAGGGAGACGAGCAGCAAGCUGAAGGCGAACCUAAAGCCGACGAAAAGAAACAGUUGUCGACUUUCUAUGGAAUGAUUUCCAAGGAUGACGACUGCGUCCGCAUUGUCGUUCAGAUUAUGAAGGGUAUGGCAAACUGCGCGUUGAAGCUCCAAGAGAGAAUGAAGUGGUGGUAUAACAACUACCAUCCGAUUGUUUCACAAGACAAAGAAGAAAUCAUCAGAAAGUACGCGAGAACGGAGCGGCCGCUUCCGGUAAUCUGUACAAGCAUUCAAAGGUACAAGGAGCUCCAGGCGGACAUCCAGCAAGAGGAAUUCAAGAUUACGAUAUGCUUCCUGGAGGCGGAUUUCACGCUUUUGAAACAAGCGCUGAUGAAGCACUGCCACCAGUGGCAAGCUCAGCUGAUUGCCUACUUGCAUAGGAAUGCAACUUUGGAAAUCGACAACCUUCUCGGGUAUUUCUCGACGAACACUGAGAGUUUGAGAAUGGCGCCAACGACGACGGAGGAGAUUCGAGAGAAACUGAAUCUGUGGCACAAAUGCAAAGUUGAUGUUCCGUAUCUCGAAGACCGCAUACGCCCUAUCGAGGAGCAAUUCGCAAAGCUUGCGGAGCUGGACGUCCAAAUUCCCGAGUUCGAAGACUCCAAACUGCAGUCGCUUCGCCCGAGAGCGCAGCAGUUCGAAGCGAUGCUGGAAGAGACGGAAAUCAUGCUCAACAAGACAAAGAAGGCCAUGGCAGGCGACAUCGAGGCACUGAUGCAGGCAAUCGGAAAACAAGCAGCUGAAUUGUCCAAGCAGUUCGCCGCAUCAGCUCCCUUCGAUGGCGCUGCCUUCAGCUACGACUCGCAAAUCGCCUUCAACACCAUUGCGCUGUACAGGGGAGAAGUCCAGAAACUCCGCGAAAACGAAGAGCAGCUGAAGCCGAAUCUCGAGUUUUUCGAAAUUGAAGGCAUGCAGUACAAGGAACUAACUAAGAUGGAAAGUGAUUUCCAAAUGCUUACUGAUAUUUGGACUUUGGCGGAACAAUGGGAGUCGGAGUGGAGCAGACUCAAGAUGCAGGCGCUGUAUGAGCUGAGCAUGCCUGAGCUGGAGCUGACAGCUGACGCCUUCCAGAGCAGAUUGGCGAAGAUGAAAGACAUUCGCGCUUGGCCCAUCUGGCGAAAAUACCAGCAAGAAGUCGACCAGUUUCGGAAAGGACUGCCUCUCAUCAGCAACCUGCGCAGCCCGGCACUGAGGGAGCGACACUGGACGCGGCUAAAGAAAGAGGUUGCAGAGCCCAUCAACCCUCAUUCCAAAGAGUUCACCCUGAACGCCGUGGUCCAACUUGAUUUGAUUCGGCGGUCCGAUCUCAUCGAUCGCUUGGCCGACGAGGCACGCAAAGAGUUCAAGAUUGAGACCGCGCUCCAGGAGAUCGCCUCGACGUGGCAGAACAUGCAGCUGGACAUUGGCGCGCACAAAGAGGCGUUGCUCAAACUGAAGAGCAACGAAGAUCUGUUCAACAUUCUCGAAGAGAACAUCCUGGCCUUGAGCGUGAUGAAGUCGAAUCAGUACCACCUGCCAUUCAAAGACGAAGUCGACUACUGGGAGAAGACGCUGGCGCACAUCUCCGAAGCGAUUGAGUUGCUCCUCCAAGUUCAGAAGCAAUGGAUUUACCUGGAAAAUGUCUUCAGAGGCUCCGAUGACAUCCGGUCCAUGUUGCCCGAGGAGGCGACAGUCUUUGACGGCGUGCACGUCGCGUUCGUCGGGCUUCUGUGUCGACUCCAGGCAGACACGAACGUCCUGCGGGCGUGCGCCAUCCCGGGGAUCCUCGCCGACUUGAACGAGAUGAACGAGAAGCUGGAGCGUCUACAGAAAUCUCUCGAUGACUACCUCGAGAAGAAGAGGCAGGAGUUCCCGAGAUUCUACUUUCUCUCCAAUAGCGACUUGCUGGAGAUUCUUGGCCACUCAAAAGAGCCGGACCAGAUUCAAAAACACAUCAAGAAGAUUUUCGAAGGAAUCAAACUUCUGGACCUCGUGCCUCCAGGAAAGCGACAAAACAGAGCCUGGGAUGCCGAGGCCAUGACUGCUCCAGAUGGGGAAAAGGUGAAAUUCCAACCCAAGAACAUUGUGCUAGAGGGCCCUGUUGAAGUGUGGCUGAACAAGGUGGAGAGAAGCAUGCGCGAAACGUUGAAGCGCCUGCUCGUAGCCACACACCAAGCGAAUCUGGCGAAGGGAACUAAGAAGGAACGAUGGGUCAGAGAGUGUUGCGGCCAACUGGUUAUCACGUCCUCCCAGAUUGCCUGGACAACAGACACUGAAAAUGCGUUGAGGAAGAUCGCGAAAGGGAACAAGAAUGCACUCAAGCAACUGAAGAAGCAACAGUGCCGAUAUCUGUCGAAGCUGAUUGACUUAGUGAGAAAGCCGCUGACUCCCGUCGAGCAAUCCAAGAUCGUGUCUCUCAUCACAAUCGAAGUGCAUGCAAGAGACGUCCAAGAAAAGCUGAUCCAAAUGCGGUGCGAACACGACAACUGCUUCGUGUGGAAGUCCCAACUUCGUUUUGAACUCCGAGACGACGUCAUGGAAGACAAACAAGGGGGCGCCGGCUCCUCUCCGGGUCUCGGCGUCAUGGCAUGUCGCGUCCGCCAAACCGAAACGUCGCUUCCCUACGGCUACGAGUACCAAGGCAACAACGGCCGCCUUGUCAUAACGCCUCUCACUGACAAGUGCUACAUGACGUUAACUAUGGCGCUACACUUGAAACUCGGAGGAUCGCCACAAGGCCCCGCUGGAACAGACUACAUUUCCCUCGGAAGAAUCUUCAGCGGCUUGGCCCAGUCUGGAACUUGGGGCUGUUUUGACGAAUUCAACCGCAUCGAAAUCGAGGUUUUAUCGGUCGUCGCGCAGCAGAUCUCCGUCAUUCAGCAUGCGCUGCGGGAAGUACCAAGUCACUGGGACAGUUCCCAAACGUUCAAGUUCCUCUUUGAAGGUCAACAAGUCCGCCUUGAUCCGUAUUGCGGGAUCUUCAUCACAAUGAAUCCUGGAUAUGCGGGGAGAACGGAACUUCCGGACAAUCUCACGAGCCUGUUCCGCCCCGUCGCCAUGAUGGUCCCCGACUUGGCCAUGAUUUGCGAAAUUACCCUCAUGGCUGAAGGCUUUGAGGAAGCUCGAGUGUUGUCGAAGAAGAUUAUCACUCUCUACCAACUUAUGACUCAACAGUUGAGCAAGCAGGACCACUACGACUUUGGGCUUCGUGCCGUUCGAGCCGUGCUGAGCCGAGCGGGGCAAGUCCGGCGGAGUGGCGGCGACCAGGCUGAACAGGAUGUGCUGAUUCGCGCAAUUUUGGACCUGAAUGCGUCCAAGACAGUGACGGAUGACACGUGCCUCUUCAACGCCUUGAUGUCUGAUCUCUUCCCAGAAACCGAUUUGUCUCAGUUCCCCAACGGCGCCCCGGUGCUGCGGACCGCCCUCGAGUGGGCCAUGCAGGACGACGGCCUGCAGAACGUCGAUCACAUCGCAGUGAAGGCCACGCAGCUCUUCCUCACGAUGCAGACUCGCCACGGAAACAUGCUUGUGGGGAAGAGUCUCACAGGGAAAACGACGACCUGGAGUGUUCUGCAAAAAGCUCUCUGCCAUCUGAGUUCGACAGGGGCCCCCGAGUUCGAAGCCGUGAAAACGUGGGUGAUCAACCCCAAAUCUGUCGACGUGAAUGAGCUGUACGGACGCUUCAACAUUCAAACCCUGGAGUGGACGGACGGCAUCCUGUCGGCGAUCGUACGUGAGGCUUGUCAAGACUCGCGCCCUACACACAAAUGGAUCGUCCUCGACGGACCCGUUGACCCUCUCUGGAUUGAAUCGAUGAACUCGCUUCUCGACGACAACAAGACCUUGACGCUCAUCAACGGAGACCGCAUCGCCAUGCCUCCUCAGGUGUCUCUCCUGUUUGAAGUCGAGAAUCUCGCAGCCGCAUCACCCGCCACUGUCAGCCGCGUGGGUAUGGUGUACAUGGACCCUGGGGAUCUAGACUGGAACCCUUACGUGCAAAGUUGGUUGGCGAGGCAGUUUCAGACUGAGGAAUUGCAAACGUUCGUGGCCCAGUUGUUUACCAAAUAUCUGGACCGAGUGUUGAAGGUCCGGCGUGAGUGCACCGAGUUGGUCCCCAUAACGGAUAUGAACGGUGUGAUCUCGCUCUGCAAGCUCUACGAGGUUUUCGCUCAGCGUCUGAGUUCAGAUUUGCAGGGAGAGAAGUUGUUGGCGAUGGUGGAGAAGACGUUUGCGUUCGCAGUGGUUUGGUCCCUUGGAGCCUCCGUCGAUGCGGAAAGCCGCCCCUUGGUGGAUCGUUGCAUUCGCCAGAUCGAGCCUUCUUUUCCGCCCGGGCACAUGGUCUACGAUUAUUUCCUCAACUACGAGAAGCAAGACUGGAAGCUGUGGGAGGAUCGCCUACCUAGUCAGUACAGGCCGCUCGAAGGGACGCCCUGUCACAAGAUCAUCGUCCCAACCGUCGACGUGUUGCGAAACAGCCACGUGCUGAGCGGCCUCAUUCUGCACCGAAAACACGCCCUCUGUGUGGGAAAGACAGGCGCGGGGAAAACGUCUUCGAUUCUGAACACUGUGAUGCACGAGCUCCCCGAAUGCACGCACGCGACUCUAGUCAUCAACUUCUCCGCCCAAACGUCGUCGAGAAAGACUCAAGAGAUCUUGGAGGGGAAACUCGAGAAGAGGGUGAAGGACAAGUACGGCCCGCCAGGGAACAAGAGACUCGCCUGCUUCGUAGACGACCUGAACAUGCCCCGGAAGGACACGUUUGGCUCACAGCCGCCUCUUGAGCUCCUUCGACAACUCAUUGACUAUGGCUGCUGGUAUGACCGGGGGAAGCAAACGGUGAAGUAUGUGCAGGACACGCACAUCUUGGCAGCCAUGGGUCCCCCGGGGGGAGGGCGCUCCGUCAUUCCUGCUCGACUGCAGUCGCGCUUCAAUUUGCUCAACUUCACAGAGCCUGACGAACAACAGGUCAAACGAAUCUUCAACACACUUGCCAUUCAUAAAUUCUCCGAUUUCCGAGAGGACAUUAAAGCAGCGGCGGAGAGUUUGGCGGCGGCGACGAUUUGCGUGUUCGGACACGUGCGCGAGCAGUUCCUCCCGAAACCUGACAAGCCCCAUUAUCUGUUCAACAUGAGGGACAUGUCGCGAGUCUUCCAGGGAAUCUAUCAGGCUGAACCCCAUGUGUACGAAGACCGAGACAGCGUUCUGAGGCUAUGGUUCCAUGAGUGCAUGCGCGUGUUUCAUGAUCGCCUGGCGUCCGAAGAAGACCGCGCGGAGCUUCUUCAGAUUCUGGAUGGCGUCUUGGACAAAACGGUCCAGCUGGGCGUUAAAGACAUCUGCAGAGGCGAGAGGGAUUUGAUUUUCGCGGCCUUGCCUUUCGACACCACGCCUGGAGCGGAUGCUCCCUACGACGAAGUGGUGGACAAGCAAAUGCUAAAAAAUUUCCUCACCGCGAAGUUGGAGGACUUCAACGAACGCAGCGUGAGAGGCCGCAUGCCUGUCGUGCUCUUCCGAGACGCGAUCGAGCACUGCUGUCGGAUUUUCCGCAUUCUCUGCCUGCCGAAGGGCCACGCGACGCUGGUGGGAGUUGGCGGCAGCGGUCGGCAUUCCCUCACGCUAUUUGCAUGCUUCCUGGCAGAUCAACAGUGCUUCCAAGUCGAGGUGAAUCGGAACUACGGACACGCCGAGUUCCAGGAAGACCUAAAGAAACUCUACAACGCAACAGGUGUGGACGGCAAGCGCACUACGUUCCUUCUCUCCGACGCAAAUAUCCUGAACGAGUCGUUUAUCGAAGACGUGCACAACAUGCUGAGUUCCGGAGAGGUUCCGAACCUCUUCAGCGCUGACGAGUUGUCGGCGAUUUCUUCCGAGCUCGAAAAAACCGCCAAGGCUGCAGGAAUUCAAACUUCGAACGCAGACGCAGUGCACGACUUUUUCUUGUCGCGCGUCCUGGAAAAUCUCCACAUCGUUUUUUGCGUCCGACCCAUAGGACACCAGCUUCGCGACUACUGCAGGAAUUAUCCGGGGCUCGUCAACAAUACAACAAUCGACUGGUUCUUCCCCUGGCCCGAAGACGCCCUAAUUGAAGUCGCGGCGACGUUCUUGGCCGACUCGACGGUUCAAGAAAAUCAUCGCUUAACCGUCGCUCAGGUCUUCUCCUCUGCGCACGGUGCGGUGAUCGCCGAAUCAGAGAGAAUGUUCGCGGAAAUGAAAAGACGCAACUACGUCACGCCAACGAAAUUCCUCGAACUGGUUCAGGGCUACAUCCGACUGUAUCGGGAGAAGACGGAAGAAGUGGAAGAACUCGUCCACAAACUCACUGUCGGUCUGCACAAACUCGUCGAGACGCGCGCGCAGGUCGAAGUCAUGGGGACAGAGUUGGAGACGAAGAAGGAAAUUGUCGCCAGGAAGCAAACGGAGUGCCAGGAUCUCCUGGUUGUGAUUGUCGAGAAACGAAGCGUCGCAGAUGAACAGAAGAAACAGGUCGAAGCUGACAGCGAGAGAAUAAGCAAAGAAGAAGUCGAGACAAAAAUCCUCUCCGAAGACGCACGACGCGACCUAGCGAAGGCCAUGCCUGCGCUGGAAGCAGCCAUUGACGCUCUCGAAAAACUCGACAAAAAAUCCGUGGCGGAGGUAAAGGCCUACACAAAACCUCCAGAUCUCGUUGUGAAGACCAUGGCGGCAGUGAUGACCGUGAUGGAGAAAACACCUUCGUGGGCGCAAGCUAAGGUGGAGCUCAAUGACCCGAGCUUCCUAACGAAAGUUAAGAACUUUGACAAAGACUCGAUCUCGAACAACACUCUGAAGAAAAUCGAGAGGUUCACGAAAGACCCGACGUUUGCGCCCAACAACGUGCUAAAGGUGUCCAGAGCCGCUGGCGCUCUGUGCAUGUGGGUGCAUGCCAUGCAAAUGUAUGCGGAAGUUUAUCGCGAGGUUGAACCCAAACGCCUCAGGCUUCGACUGGCUGAAGAGCAACUGGAGAAGAAACAAAUGGAUCUCUUGGCGUCGACUCAGAGGCUGCAGGAUAUUCAGCAGCGUCUUGAGGAGCUGAAGGAGCAGUACAAUGACUCGAUUCGGACGAAAGACGAGUUGAACGCUUCCGCCGAGGAGCUGAAACUCAAGAUGGAACGGGCGGAAAGUCUGAUUGCAGGCUUGGCUGGGGAGCGAGACAGAUGGGAAGUCUCGCUGGCGCAGAGCACGGAGAAGUUGAAGGCGCUGCCUGGAGACUGCUUGGUCGCAGCGGCGUUCAUGGCGUACGCGGGGCCGUUCAACACCGACUACCGGAAUCGGCUUGUCGGGCAAAGUUGGGUUCCGUUGGUGAACACCUUCAACAUUCCCCACAACCCGAACUUCGACUUCGCCGACUUUCUGGCCCGGCCCAUCGAUGUGCGGCAGUGGAAUCUCCAAGGCCUUCCCUCGGACCGUUUCUCGACGGAGAACGGCGUCUUGGUGACAAAAUCGCGGCGCUGGCCGUUGAUGAUUGACCCGCAGAACCAGGCGACAAAGUGGAUUCGCCGCCUCGAGGCGACAAACGACCUCAAGCUCGUCGAUCCAGAGACGCGAGACUACAUGAAGGUCAUUACCAUGGCGGUGAAAAGUGGGAAGCCGCUCCUCAUGGAGAGGGUCCAGAACGGGAUUGACCCGUCUCUUGAGUCGCUUCUCGCGCAGCGAACCAUCGAUGUCGGCGGUUCUCCCUCCAUCCGAAUAGGAGACAUUGUCGUUCGGUACAAUACGAACUUCAGAUUCUACCUUACAACCAAAAUAUCGAAUCCCCAUUUCAUGCCCGAAGUCGCCUCGAGCGUCAACCUCGUUAACUUCAUUGUCAAGGAAGAUGGUCUAACUGCUCAACUUCUGGCCAUCGUGGUGAUGAAGGAAGAGCCGCGUUUAGAGGAGCAGAAAAACGAACUCGUGGUGAAACUUGCCGAUGGCCGGCGCCGGCUGCAAGAGUUGGAGGACGAAAUCCUCCGACUCCUCACCAACUCGCAAGGGUCAUUGCUCGAUGAUGUGGAGCUCAUUACGGCGCUACAGGAAUCAAAGUCCAUUGCAGGCGAAGUCGCUCGCCAAAUUGAAGUUUCGGAACAGACCAUGCAGAAAAUCGACCAGGCGCGAGAUGCCUACAAGCCUUGCGGCGUCCGCGCGUCGGUGUUGUUCUUCGUACUACAUGACUUGAUUGUUGCAGAUCCGAUGUACCAGUUUUCACUCGAUUCGUACGUCGAACUGUUUGUUUCGAGCAUCGAAAAGGCCAAGGAAGACAACGCCAUGACAGCCUCCGUGGAAGAGCACGUGCAAGUGCUCAACAACUACCAUACCCUCGCAGUGUACAGGAACGCCUGUCUAGGUUUAUUCGAGAAACACAAACUGCUGCUGAGCCUGCACUUGACAACAAGCAUUCUUCAAUCGCGAGGUCAGCUAAACAGAGAAGAAUAUCAGUUUCUUCUAACGGGUGCGAGCGUCGCCGACCGAAAGAACCAACCGCAAAACCCCGACCCCGACUGGAUCAGCGAGAGCGUUUGGGACAACAUUUGCGAGUUGGGAAAACUGCAAAACUUCCAAGGCUUCCAGGCGUCCUACGAGCAAACGCUCAGAGAUUGGCGCAAGUGGUAUGCGACAGUUGAGCCGGAGAGAGAGUCGCUCCCUGGAGAGUGGCAGAGUCGCCUGGACUCUCUCCAGAGAGUUUUGAUCAUUCGCUCGCUGAGACCAGAUCGGUUUCUUCCGGCGGCAACGCGUUUCAUUGCCGAGACCAUGGAUGCGCGUUUCGUCGAUUCGCCUCCUCUGAAUCUCGAAGCUGUUUUCAACGCCUCAAAGAACACCAUUCCCCUCAUUUUUGUUCUCUCCAAGGUGGAUCCCACGGGCCAACUCAUGGCUCUUGCCUCGGCAAAAAAUGUUCAAGCGAUUGCCGUCGCCCUGGGGCAAGGUCAGUCGGCACGAGCUGAGAAGUUGAUUCGGGAAGGCGCGCGGCACGGCUUUUGGGUCUUCCUUGCGAAUUGCCAUCUCGCUCUCUCCUGGCUGCCGACUAUGGAGAAGUUGAUCGAAGAAGUCACAGAGUCCGAGCCUCACGAAUCUUUCCGUCUCUGGCUCUCCUCCGAACCUCACCCUGAUUUCCCCAUUGCGCUGCUCCAGCGGUCGACGAAGAUCACGACAGAGCCUCCAAAAGGGCUAAAAUCGAAUCUCCAGCGACUCUUGCUUCAGCACACAGACGAGGAUUUGAACAGAGUGAAGGCCGGUGACGAUCGCUAUCGCCGUCUGUUUUUCUCGCUCUGCUGGCUUCAUGCCGUCCUCCUCGAACGGCGCAAAUUCAAAAGCGUCGGGUGGAAUGUACCCUACGACUUCAACGACUCGGAUUUCCUAGUCAGCGACAACAUUCUCUCCAUUUAUGUCGAACAGUACAGCAACGACAUGCCGUGGGAAGCGCUCCGAUACAUGAUUGCCGACGCCUGCUACGGCGGCCGAGUCACAGACGACAAGGAUCUUCGCUUACUUCGCGUCUACUGCGCCGAUUUCUUCUGCCCUCAAGCUCUUCAGCCCGACUUCAGCUUCUCUAGCUCAGGAACGUACUACAUCCCUGAAGAUACAAGUCUGUCAGGACUGAAGAAUUACGUCCGCGACCUGGCUGUCAUAGAUCCGCCGGAAGCCUUCAGUCAACAUGUCAACGCAGAAAUUUCUUCUCAGAUCGCAGAUGCAGAGAGUCUCCUGUCAACCCUAUUACUUCUUCAGCCUUCCGGCGCGGUUGUCCCGUCAGCAGGGGGAACCGGCAAGCCUGAAGACCAGGUCUACAGAAUCUGCGGAACCGUCGAGCAUGAAUGGCCAGCAGACAUCGACUACCCUCUAAUUGUUGCUCGCGGGGACGGUGAUCUGUCUCCGCUACGGGUUGUUCUCCUUCAGGAGGUCCAGCGUCUUAACACGUUGCUUCGGUUCGUGCGUGAAUCUCUCGGAGCCUUGAAGAAAGGCUUGAUGGGCCUUGCCGUGAUGUCUGAUGAAGUGGAACUGGUGAUGCAGGCUCUCGAGAAGGGAAAAGUUCCCGAGGCGUGGAAGUUUGCCUACCCCUCUGUCAAAUCUCUACCAAACUGGGUUGUCGAUCUGAAAGAACGCGUCGACUUCAUGAGUAAAUGGGGGUUGGAGAGGCCGCCGAAGGUUUUCUGGUUGGGCGGCUUCACCUACCCAACUGGUUUCUUAACUGCACUGCUCCAGCAAUACGCGCGGCGGAAUGCUCUCUCCAUCGACACGCUCAACUUUGACUUUCUCGUGCAGACGACUGGAGAUGAAAAUCAAAUUGCUCAGCCUCCUAAAGAAGGGGCUUAUAUCAAGAAAAUGUACCUCGAAGGCGCAGCGUGGAACGUGGAGAACCACUGCCUACGAGACUCCGACCCGAUGAAAUUACUCACAGAUAUGCCUAUUGUCCACUUCAAGCCUAUGUUACUGGCGAUUAGCAUCAAAAGCGUGCAUUGA